AGGCUGGGACUUCACUCCGGCAGCGGAGAACGUGUCGGUGCUCCAUCUGCUGCCGCAGCCGCCGCGCCCCGAGCCUGAGCCGCGAUGAGCGGCAGAGUCGGAGAUCUGAGCCCCAAGCAGAAGGAGGCACUGGCCAAGUUUCGGGAGAAUGUCCAGGACGUGCUGCCUACCCUGCCGAACCCAGAUGACUAUUUUGUCCUGCGCUGGCUCCGAGCAAGAAGCUUCGACCUGCAGAAGUCGGAGGCCAUGCUCCGGAAGCACGUGGAGUUCCGAAAACAAAAGGACAUUGACAACAUCACAAGCUGGCAGCCUCCAGAGGUGGUCCAACAGUAUCUCUCAGGGGGCAUGUGUGGCUACGACCUGGAUGGCUGCCCCAUCUGGUACGACAUCAUUGGACCUCUGGAUGCCAAGGGUCUGCUCCUCUCAGCCACCAAACAGGACUUGCUCAAGACCAAGAUGAGGGACUGCGAGCUGCUUCUGCGGGAGUGUGCCCACCAGACUGAAAAGACAGGGAAGAAGAUAGAGACCAUCACCUUGAUUUAUGACUGCGAGGGGCUUGGUCUCAAGCAUCUCUGGAAGCCAGCUGUGGAGGCCUAUGGAGAGUUUCUCUGCAUGUUUGAGGAAAAUUAUCCCGAGACACUAAAGCGUCUUUUUGUUGUUAAAGCCCCCAAGCUGUUUCCUGUGGCCUAUAACCUCAUCAAACCCUUCCUGAGCGAGGACACACGUAAGAAGAUCAUGGUCCUGGGGGCAAACUGGAAGGAGGUUUUACUGAAAUAUAUCAGCCCUGACCAGCUGCCUGUGGAGUAUGGGGGCACCAUGACGGACCCUGAUGGAGACCCCAAGUGUAAAUCCAAGAUCAACUACGGGGGCGACAUCCCCAAGAAGUACUACGUGCGAGACCAGGUGAAACAGCAGUACGAGCACAGUGUGCAGAUCUCCCGGGGCUCCUCCCACCAAGUGGAGUAUGAAAUUCUCUUCCCGGGCUGUGUCCUCAGGUGGCAGUUUAUGUCGGAUGGUUCGGACAUCGGUUUUGGGAUUUUCCUGAAGACCAAGGUGGGGGAGCGGCAGCGGGCCGGGGAGAUGACAGAGGUGCUGGCCAGCCAGAGGUACAAUGCCCAUCUGGUCCCUGAGGAUGGGACCCUCACCUGCAGCGAUCCUGGCAUCUAUGUCCUGCGGUUUGACAACACCUACAGCUUUAUACAUGCAAAGAAGGUCAGUUUCACUGUGGAGGUCCUGCUUCCAGACAAAGCCUCAGAAGAGAAGAUGAAACAGCUGGGGGCAGUCACCCCAAAAUAACGUCUCCUCCCACAGCAGGCCUGGCUCCCUCAGUGUCUCCCUGUCAGUUUCUAUCCGUUGUAGCAGUCAUUUCCCCAGCUCUCUGAUGCCCAAAGAAACUGGGCUGGAAGAAAGACCUCGGGGCUAGAUCUGGGGAGCCUUCAUUUCAGAAUUAGGAAGAGGGAGAGUAGCUGGA
Hippopotamus amphibius kiboko is the source of this 1471-nucleotide messenger RNA. RefSeq names its product SEC14 like lipid binding 2 (gene SEC14L2). The coding region runs from base 85 to 1296 and encodes 403 amino acids. The transcript is spliced from 12 exons. Gene Ontology annotation, cellular component: cytoplasm. NCBI's taxonomy places the organism in Eukaryota, Metazoa, Chordata, Mammalia, Artiodactyla, Hippopotamidae. The record is from RefSeq and is a predicted model, not a curated record.